This is a messenger RNA of Amyelois transitella, 3680 nucleotides long. It is a transcript of the gene Tmem18, whose product is annotated as transmembrane protein 18. The transcript is spliced from 4 exons. Bases 10 to 630 code for a protein of 206 amino acids. The record is from RefSeq and is a predicted model, not a curated record. Gene Ontology annotation, cellular component: nuclear membrane. NCBI's taxonomy places the organism in Eukaryota, Metazoa, Arthropoda, Insecta, Lepidoptera, Pyralidae.
GUCACGUCAAUGACAAAAACCCACAGAACAGCAAGCAGUCCAAAAAAAUAUACUAAUUUCAAGUCAAGGAAAAGUCGUGUGAUUUAUUUACGGCAAGUUCUAUGUUGUUGCAGCACUCUCUUUGUCGGUUUUGAUAUAGUAAUUCAAAGGAUUUAUGUUCGUUGUGUAAAAUCAGAAGGAAGCAUUAGCAUGGAAGGUUUUAUCGAAGUAAACGAGAUAUCAGAUUUUAUCUCAUACAUCCGCAGUAUUGAGUGGCGUGACCCCUGGCUCAUUGCACUGCUAUCAUUUCAUGUUUUAAUAACUCUUACAUGUUUCACCACAAGAAAUUAUGGGAAUUUUCAAAUACUGCUCUUCAUAAUAUUAUUACUGCUGGUCUACUUCUCAGAAAGUAUAAACGAGGUUGCGGCCAGGAACUGGGCGUUGUUCUCGAGACAACAGUAUUUCGACAGCAAAGGACUGUUCAUGUCAAUUGUAUUCUCCAUACCUAUUCUCCUCAACUGCAUGCUUAUGGUGGGUUCCUGGUUAUACCAAUCGACUCAAAUAAUGACAAACAUAAAGAAAGCACAGCUGAGACAGCGUUUGAAAGAGAUCAAUGCGAACCGAGAACAAAACCAUAUCAAGGCUGAUUAAAGAAUGACGAGUCAAUUAUAAUGUAGUUAAUCAAAAUUAUAUAUUUUGCUAAGGCCAAGAGAAUAAUAGGCAAUGUGUUAUGUUGGUUUUAUACUCAUUGGACGAUUAGGCCUUAUAAGAAAAUAUUGUUAUUUUACGAAUGAUGUCCAAUGGAUAAUAGGGUGUAUAACUAUAUAACUAAAUAAUAUGUUAACGCGCACUAUGUGUCACGCUCAUUCAACAACGCGUUAAUUUUUACGUAUUCUAAAAAGUUGAAGCUGUCAAAUUGACAACUUGAAAUUGAAACAGUUGGAAUUAUAAGUUUUGAAAGCCUUUCUUGCCUGGAAUUGUCCAUUAACAUAAACUUUCUCAUAUUUCAUUUAUUUAAACGUAUUUCAAAAUAUUAUUUUCCUUAUGAAUCUCUUUAAUCAAAAAUAUUGUCGUUAACGAAUCACAUUUUAUUAUUGUUAUCUUUUUCAUUACGAAUAAUCUUUGUAUGAAAUGUACUAAAUUGUUUCUGAUUCUUAAAAUUUAUUAUACGUCAUGCAUUUCUUAUGAAAACGAAUCGGUAAAGUAAAAUAUCGAUUUUUGCACUUUUGUACAACGACUUAUUCGUAAUCAUUUUCAAAUCUUGUCUAGGUUUUGUUUGUAGAUAUUAGAUUAAAGAUACAGAAGUUGAUCUUUUAUAAAUAUUCAUAUACCUACUUAUCUUUUAAGUAUAGGUAUAUACUUCGAAUGCAUUUAAGUACAUUUUACUUUUUCAAUAUAGUAUGCGAUUGACUUAAGGUCCUAAUAUGACUUUAACGUAUUAUGAAUUAUAUUUUGAAAAUGCAGGUAUUUAUUGAUCACAAUAAUGUUUCUUUUUGACAUUGACGUUGCUUAGUACUUUUUUCGUCAAGCCUAUACGAUAAACAAGCGAAUUAUUUUUCUCAAGUAUAUUACUAGUAUUAAUACACUUUUUUUUAACACAUUUAAGCAGAUAAAUUAAAAUGUUUACGCCGUGAAAAUUGAAAAAAAGAAAUCACAGGACGUUUUCUGGCAUUUUUGGUUACAUAACGUAUGAUAUAUUUUUAGUUAAACAUGAUUUAAGGACUUGUCGUUGUUGCUAACAGAAUAGUGUGUGCAUUACUUAGAUGUACAACGCGUAACAAGUUUGGAGAGUUACAAUUGCAUUUUUUUAUUACCUAUUUGUGUUAUAAUUUUAUUGAUAUGUGUAUAAUGAAUGGUAAGUUGCCAUAUAUUGUUAUUAUUUUGUUAAUUAUGUAGAAAGUAAAUAAGAUUUGUAUAAGAAAAUUGAUUAGGAUUAUUCACAUUUAUUUUUAUCUUAGAGUUUUAUUUUUUAUUAUUUGGUUGGUAAUUGAAAUAACAGUGGUUAGUUAUAUUGUAUUCUAUUAAAGUUUUCAAAAUUUGCUGAUAUUGCUUAUAUUUGCUGAGUUCUUUCUACCAAAUAGCUUAUAAUUUAAAUUCAGAAUGUACUUUCAGCGGUGUGUAUUUUACUCGAUAGGUCGGCCUUUUGAAAAACACUUAUUAUGAAAUCUAGUCAAUUGUAGUCGCGCCGACUAAUAUAGGUAGGUUAUUUUCAUCAAUCACAGCUGUGUUGUUUAUAUAUAUGCUUGAGCUGUUUAACAAAGCCUUCUUUUUUGUAAUAAAUGUUGUAGUAUAAUCUAAUAACAUUUUAUGCCAGCAUUUUAUUUUAAAAAAAAGUUGCAAGUGCCAUUAUUUCGAAUCUUUAUAAUUAACCACUCUCAGUUGUAGUUUCAAACUACACCACCAAUUUAAAUCAUUUCCAAAAAUAAUUUUUUGUUGACUAGAUUAGAAAAAUGCGGAAUGUGGGUAUUUGUAUAACGAUUUGUUUUUGUAUUAAAUUACUAUAUUUUCAAAUUCAAAUUCAAAUUAAUCCGACAUGUCUCAUUUAACAUGCUUCAAUAGGAAGUUAAAUAAAUAUACUUUUAUUUCUUACGUCCGGCCCACCUUUGCCUUUGAUAAAUAUAUUUUUUACAUUAUGAGACAUUGGUGAUAAAAUUUAUAUAAAAGGCCUCCAUUCCGCAAUUUUAUUUUUUUAAUUUUAGUUAACUGAUAAUUUUCAGUAGGACUUGGUUAGGUUUUGCGGUUUGUGAUAUAUAGUGCACUUAUUUUGACUAGGGGCUAAGGGCAGGCUUUGAUUAAAACACGAUAGUGAGUUAUCGACACGAAGCAUUUAAAAAAUGGCCUAGAUAUUGUAUGUAUAUAUGUAGUAUUUUUAAUGCACAUAUCUAAAUUUGUGCUCAUAUAACUUGAACGUUUGUAACAUGUAAUAUUGACAAUAAAAUAUUGGUUAAUGUCUUUAAAUUUAAUUAUUUGGGCUAUAAGUUUUUUGACUCUAUCUCAAAAAAUACUCUUUUUUUAUUCAGAAUACAUUAUCAAUCUUAAUGAUUUUUAACUUUUCCUAUAGACGUCAUGCUUCUUUUUUAAUUUUGUAAAAAAACAACAGAAGCUUCUGUCCAUUCCUAUAUUUUGUUAUGAAAGAAGUGCUGAAUGUCAAUUUAUCUCGAAAAGCAAGUCGUGGCUGGUUUGAUUUGAUUUUGAACCUACAUUAUAUAAGCACUCUCUUUAUAUAUUUUUUGACAUGAAUGUUAAAUUAAAAUUUUCCGUAGACACGCUAGAAAUAACAUUAACAAUAAAUAGAACUACCUAUUAGCCGCUAAAUUAUAUAAACUUGCAUUCGCAAUCGAAAAUCCAGCCAUUUUUUUUAGCCCUACUAGUAGAUUUAGUCUUACUAGUUAGCAUAGAGUUUGAAAUUAUAUUUACAACGUUAAAAUGUUAGUUGCAACUAUACUUCAUUGUUAGGUGACGUCAACCGCUCCGCUCGCGUAAAACGAAUAAUCACCAUUAAAAAACCCUCUCUUAAUGCACCACUUGAUCACAUAAAGAACCUACACGCCAAAUUUCAAGUCUCUAGACCCAGCGGUUUGAGCUGUGCGUUAAUAUGUCUUCUUUUAAUUUAUUGUAUCCGAAACAUUUGAAUUAAUCUAUUAUGCCUUUUAAAUCCCAAAUUAUUUUCUACAUUAAAUCUGACCAAUAUAAGUACUUUA